Messenger RNA from Dendrobium catenatum, 2083 nucleotides. Its product is annotated as protein TRANSPORT INHIBITOR RESPONSE 1. Gene Ontology annotation, biological process: SCF-dependent proteasomal ubiquitin-dependent protein catabolic process. Lineage: Eukaryota; Viridiplantae; Streptophyta; Magnoliopsida; Asparagales; Orchidaceae. The transcript is spliced from 4 exons. The record is from RefSeq and is a predicted model, not a curated record. Gene Ontology annotation, cellular component: SCF ubiquitin ligase complex. Gene Ontology annotation, molecular function: protein binding. Bases 62 to 1804 code for a protein of 580 amino acids.
AAAGAAAAUUUGAGAGAGAGAGAGCUCCUCAGGAAGAGGAGCGAGGGAGAGGUCUUCGGGCAUGGGAGGAGGGGGGUGGGCGGCGGAGGCGAUGUUCCCGGACGAGGUAUGGGAGUACGUGUUCUCUUUUGUGGAGGCGGACGCGGACAGGAACGCGAUCUCGGUGGUGUGCCGGGGGUGGUACCGGAUCGAGGGGCGUUGCAGGCGUCGGAUCUUUGUUGGGAACUGCUACGCUGUUUCUCCGGCGACGGCGUUACGACGUUUUCCUGAAAUCAAGGCGGUGACCAUCAAAGGGAAGCCUCAUUUUGCGGAUUUCAAUCUUGUGCCGAGCGACUGGGGCGGCGGAGCUGCUGCGUGGGUGGAGGCCUUGGCGGAGGCGUGUCCGCAGAUGGAGGAGCUUCGGUUCAAGAGAAUGGUGGUCACGGAUGACUGCCUUGAGCUUAUCGGGAGGUCAUUCAGGAACUUUAAGGUGCUCUCGCUUGCGUCGUGCGAGGGAUUCAGCACUGCUGGGUUGGCAUUCGUCGCUUCCAAUUGCCGAAACCUAAGGGAGUUGGACCUGCUGGAGAAUGAUUUUGAAGAUAAUUGUAGCCAUUGGCUGAGUCAUUUCCCAGAAUCUUGUACCUCGUUGAUAUCACUUAACAUUGCAAGCCUUGAUGGGGAGAUGAAUUAUUCUAUCCUCGAGCGGCUUGUGAGCAGAUGCUCUAAGCUCAAAACACUCAAGCUCAACCACUCUGUGCCUCUUGAUCGGCUUGCUGGCAUUCUCUGUAAGGCCCCACAAUUGAUUGACCUGGGAACUGGCAGGUUUUCAGCAGACUCUCGUCCAGAGCUUUUUGAAAGACUUGAAUCAUCAUUUACAGGAUUUACAGGUCUCAAAAGCUUAUCUGGUCUUUAUGAUGCUGUUCCUGCAUAUCUUCCAACUAUCUACUCAGUGUGUGAUGGACUUAGCUCACUAAAUUUGAGCUAUGCUACCUUGCAAAGUGCUGAACUUACAAAGCUAAUUACCCGGUGUAAAAAUCUCAAGCGCUUAUGGGUUAUGGACUUGAUUGAGGAUGUUGGCCUUGAAGCAGUUGCAUCAUCUUGCAAGCACAUUGAAGAGCUUCGUGUUUUCCCUUUCGAUCCAUAUGAUGCAGAACCUGUAUCUCUCACAGAGCGUGGGCUUGUCAGCGUGUCAGCUGGUUGUCCAAUGCUUCGCUCCGUGCUCUACUUUUGCCGGCAAAUGACAAAUGCGGCGCUCAUCACCGUUGCAAUGAACAGCCCCAGUUUGACAUGUUUUCGACUUUGCAUCCUAGAGCCACGAACCCCCGAUUAUCUCACACAACAGCCACUAGAUAUCGGCUUCAGCGCCAUUGUUCAAUCAUGCAAGGAGCUCCGUCGUCUCUCCCUCUCUGGCCGCCUUACCGACCGCGUGUUCCAUAGCAUUGGAGCAUAUGCAAAUCAGGUUAAAAUGCUGUCAGUUGCCUUUGCUGGAGACAGUGACGCUGGCCUUCAUUAUAUUCUAUCAGGUUGCAGGAGUCUUAAAAAACUGGAGAUCAGGGAUUGUCCUUUUGGGGAUAAGGCUCUUCUCGCCAAUGCUGCGAAACUGGAGACAAUGCGAUCCCUUUGGAUGUCGUCGUGCUCCAUAAGCUUUGGGGCUUGCAGAUUACUGGCACAGAGAAUGCCAAGGCUAAAUGUAGAGGUUAUCGAUGAGAGGCAGGAAGGAUCACUAGAAUCUAGGCCUAAUGACUGCCCAGUUGAGAAGCUCUACAUAUACAGGACAGUUGCUGGUCCUAGAUCUGACAUGCCGGCUUGUGUUUGGACGGUAUAGAGGUAUAAUUUUGUGUAGGAUGAAAGAAUAGAGCCUCAGUUCUAAAGCCUUGUUGUCAAAUUAAAUAAAUAGAAUGUAUUAACUUAUAGUGAUCUUGUAUUAUUGUUUAGUGAGGAGCUCUUAAUGGAUUUGCUGGUCGGCCCUAGUUUAAUGUAAAUGAGUGUUUCUUUUUUUUUUUCAUUUCUUUAGGUAGUUCAUUUGCCAAACCUUGUAUUUUACUUCAUAGUUUUGCAUCAUCCAAGAAAUUUCAUAUUUAUUCUAUUGUUGGAUUUAUCUGCU